GUUUGCAAUUUUCGUGAAAAUCUGACUUUUCUUCCCGUAAAAUGCAGCGAUAGCAAGUUAAUUCAGCGGAAAAGAGUCAAAAAAUCGUUCAGGAUGUCAGCUGCGCCCUCCGAGGGAACAGAUCUCAGCACAAAAUACCAGAAAUUAGCGUCGGAAUACAGUAAAUUGCGAGCACAAGCGGGCGUAUUAAAACGAGCAGUUGUCGAGGAACAAAACAAAAAUGCUGUCGUGCGUGAACAAGUGCGUUUGAAGGACCUCAGUGUUCGUCGUUUGGAGCAGGAAAUCGAUUCGCUCAAUUUUCGCAACAAGCAACUUGAGUUGCGGUGCGCUUCGUUGCAAGAAGACCUCCAAACGCAGGCGAAAAAGAAGUCUGGCGGCAAAUCCGGGACAAGUAAUAAAAAUUCUGUCGUUUCGUUGCCCGCCGACGACGAUCCGAUCAUCCAAAGUGAGCUGCAACGACGCAUCAUCGAAAAUGCUCAACUCACGUCAAGCCUCACAGACAAAAAUAUCGAGAUCCAAAUGUACAUCGAUCGAUUGCACGAGCUCGAGGAUCAGCUAAAUCGCAAAGGGACGGAACACCAAGAGAUCGAGAAACGUUUGAAGCGCGAAAUUGAGUCACUUCACGCCAAAAACACGGAAUUGGAAAAUAAAGUCAUCGAAGGAGCAAGCACACUAAGUUGUGACGAUCGCCUGAGUGUCAGUGGGAGUGAAGGGGCAUCGUCAAAUCAUCAAGCAACGUUGACGGGAUCAACGCCCGAGGAAAAAAUUGCUGCCUUGGAGAAAGAACUGAAUUAUUGGCGCACACAAUACGAAAUAAUGAAAAUAAGUGAAAGUUUGGGCAGCGAACAUCUUCUAGCGACCAAAGUUAAUGGACCUAAUUCCGAAGAGGAUGCUUUUACGAAGAAAACUCUCUCCGAAUGCAAUGAAAAUGUGUCAAACGAACAAUUAAUCCAAAAUAGUUUUAGUAAGCGGAUUGAGGCUGUGUUAUUUGAAAAAUGUGAAGCUGAAGCGAAAAUUGCAUCACAUGUCGUUGAGUGUGAAAACCUCCGACAACAUGUCGAACUAUUGAACGACGAGCUGAGUAGCAAAGACGAAGCAAUGAAAUUAGUGCAACAGCAGCUCAGUAUGUGCGAAGAUGAUCUCGCAUCAACGCGUCUCACAUACGAAGAACAAAUCAGCGUCAUGACUGAACAACUCAUCAGUUUGAGUGAACAACUGGCUGCCACAACAUAAAUCGACCGUACUACACAUCGCUCUCCCCAUUCAUCGUGUGCUUGAA
This is a messenger RNA of Culicoides brevitarsis, 1279 nucleotides long. RefSeq names its product protein phosphatase 1 regulatory subunit 21. NCBI's taxonomy places the organism in Eukaryota, Metazoa, Arthropoda, Insecta, Diptera, Ceratopogonidae. Gene Ontology annotation, cellular component: early endosome; membrane. The record is from RefSeq and is a predicted model, not a curated record. The transcript has 5 exons. Bases 94 to 1233 code for a protein of 379 amino acids.